Messenger RNA from Bufo gargarizans (Asiatic toad), 975 nucleotides. RefSeq names its product GINS complex subunit 2 (gene GINS2). The record is from RefSeq and is a predicted model, not a curated record. NCBI's taxonomy places the organism in Eukaryota, Metazoa, Chordata, Amphibia, Anura, Bufonidae. Gene Ontology annotation, cellular component: GINS complex; nucleus. Gene Ontology annotation, biological process: DNA replication; double-strand break repair via break-induced replication. The transcript has 5 exons. The coding region runs from base 40 to 597 and encodes 185 amino acids.
UGUGGGCGGAGGCUGCGGGACAGGAGCGCGGCGAAGGAGAUGGAUGCUUCUGAGGUGGAGUUUUUGGCCGAGAAGGAACUGGUGACGAUUAUCCCCAACUUCAGCCUGGACAAGGUGUACCUCAUCGGGGGUGACAUAGGUCCCUUUAACCCGGGUCUCCCUGUGCAGGUGCCUCUGUGGCUGGCCAUCAACCUGAAGCAGCGCCAGAAAUGCCGCAUUGUUCCUCCGGAGUGGAUGGACGUUGAAAAGCUGGAGGAAAUCCGAGACAAUGAACGGAGGGAGGAGACCUUCACACCGAUGCCCAGUGCCCACUACAUGGAACUUACCAAGUUAUUGUUAAACCAUGCCUCUGACAACAUCCCAAAGGCUGACGAGAUCAGGACGCUUGUUAAGGACACGUGGGACACUCGGAUCGCCAAGCUCCGAUUGUCUGCUGACAGCUUUGUGCGGGAACAGGAAGCCCACGCCAAGCUGGAUAACUUAACGCUGAUGGAAAUUAACACCAUUGGAACUUUUUUAACGGAGUCCCUAAACCACAUGUACAAAUUACGAACCAGCCUGCAGUACUCGGAGGAUGGACAGUCCCAGGAACACUGACCCACCCACUGGGCCAACGUAAUUAAAAAGGCGAAUGGAAUUAGCGGCUUGCCAAGGUCAUUGUGAAGAGCUUGCUUCCCCGGCAUAUACAGAUAUCGUCUGUGAUGCUGGCCUGCAAGCAGACAAGAGAGACACGCUGCUAGUGACUGGUGCACCUCCUGCGCUUCAGGUGAGACCACAGUGCACCUGUGCUGCCGGCCGGUGUAGGCACUGGAAUGUCCUGUCACCAGAAACCAGCUCAUCCCGAGAAUGCAGCAGUGUCAUUCUUCUGGACAAUCGAGCUCAUGGUAUUAACCCUACUCACUCUUGGAAAGAAGCAGCGGGUUCUCGGUGUCGGACUUACCUGUUCACAAUCGUGAAAUAAACAAAUGCUUAUUA